Messenger RNA from Saccostrea echinata, 835 nucleotides. RefSeq names its product lambda-crystallin-like. Bases 23 to 835 code for a protein of 270 amino acids. Gene Ontology annotation, molecular function: NAD+ binding; oxidoreductase activity, acting on the CH-OH group of donors, NAD or NADP as acceptor. The record is from RefSeq and is a predicted model, not a curated record. Gene Ontology annotation, biological process: fatty acid metabolic process. NCBI's taxonomy places the organism in Eukaryota, Metazoa, Mollusca, Bivalvia, Ostreida, Ostreidae. The transcript is spliced from 6 exons.
CAGAUAAGGAUCAUAACUAGAUAUGGCGGACAGAAAGUCAGAACGUCAGGUGGGAAUCAUAGGAAGUGGGUUAAUUGGGCAUAGCUUUGCUAUGCUUUAUGCUGCAGCUGGAUAUCGAGUGCGCAUGUACGAUAUAAAACCAGAACAGGUCCAGCAUGCGUUAUCCAUCAUUGACGACCAACUUGAGCAUCUAUCUCAAAAUGAAUUGUUACGAGGAAAACUCACAAUCAAAGAGCAAAGGGCACUGAUCACCGGAACUAACGACUUUGCCGAGUGUGUCAAGGACGCCUUCUUUAUACAAGUAUAUAUAUACGCGACAAAUCCUCCAUUCUAUACCCCUUUGAUGGAGGUGAUUCCAGCCCCUUGGACAGAUCCAGAGGUCGUAGUGACAACCAAGGAACUGAUGACAGAGAUUGGACAGGUUCCCGUCAUUGUGAAAAAGGAGAUUGACGGAUUUGUCCUCAAUAGGAUUCAGUAUUCAAUCAUUGGAGAAUGCUGGAGACUCUAUGAGGAGGGGGUAAUGAGCGCAGAGGACAUUGAUAAGGUGAUGUCAGAGGGACUAGGACGGAGGUACGCGGGUCCCCUAGAAAUAACCUACCUUAACGCCGACGGACUGCUCAUUUUUGGGGAUCUAUACCGUGAGACGCUAUACAGAGUUCAGUGCUCGUUUGGGCACCCAAAGAAAAUGGAGGUCCCCACGCUCGAAAAAAUACACAACGAAAUCGCAGCUAGAAUCCCGCUAGAUAAGCUCCACGAGAGAAGAAAAUGGCGUGAUAUUCGUCUUGCAUCACUUCAGAAGUUAAAAAAUGAACUAGAUGAAUCGCAUCCAAAAUAA